Gongylonema pulchrum is the source of this 201-nucleotide messenger RNA. The record is from the annotation of a GenBank genome assembly. NCBI's taxonomy places the organism in Eukaryota, Metazoa, Nematoda, Chromadorea, Rhabditida, Gongylonematidae.
AUGAUUGAGUGGAAAUUCAUUGGAACCUUGGCCCCUUGGAAAGGUGGUAUUUAUGAACGCCUGAGAGGUAUAAUAAAAAAUUCUCUGGUCGCGCAAUUGGUCGAUGAGAAGUUAGUGACUCAGAGUUGCAAACAUGAAGUAGAAGGAACAAUAAAUGAACAUUGUCAUCAAGCAAUUCAAGGAUAUCUUGCGACCGAUUGA